Messenger RNA from Caenorhabditis remanei, 1587 nucleotides. RefSeq lists its product as uncharacterized. The transcript is spliced from 12 exons. Lineage: Eukaryota; Metazoa; Nematoda; Chromadorea; Rhabditida; Rhabditidae. The record is from RefSeq and is a predicted model, not a curated record. Bases 1 to 1587 code for a protein of 528 amino acids.
AUGGAAGUGAUGAAUGUAAAGGAAGCCAACAAGCCACCAGCAAACGCGGAACUAGACGAGAUAUCGAAGCGAGGCGAGGAGCUACGAAAACGAGAUGGACGAUCCAAGUACAAGCUAGUCGAGUCGGACAUCUACAAAACGGAUCCCGAUCCGAUGCCCUCCAAUCUUAAGGAUCAAGUACGUGAGUUGUUGGAGUCAAGAAACUCGGUGGAGACGACGACUACGCAGAGGGAUCAAGACAAGUCGGGAUAUGUGACGGAUGUCUCGACUGCCACGUGGAAUUUCUCGACACUGGACUAUUCGCCUCGCUCUGUGGUCAGUAUGAAUGGAGCGAGAUAUGAUAUUCUCAAGACGGUCCCACCUCUUCGCACCAAGACUCCGCCCCCACCACCACCGCCCGUUCGUCGCCACGAGAUUUAUGAACAGCACGAACGUUACACUUCGGCUCCAAAUCUUCAAUCGGCCGUCAUUCGUAUUCAGGAUGACAAGCCGCGUAGCAUUAUGAAGAGACGUGAGCUCGAAAGUCGUGAGCAAUUGCUCUUCCCAACUGUCGACACCCAGGUUGUCAAGUCGUUUGUCAGAAAACCAACUGUCACUGAGACCGUUCAACGUUUCGAGGAGACUCGCCGUACUGAAGAGGUUGAACGCCGUGUGCAACGUCGUGAGAAGAAAGAACGUCGUAGUCGUCAUCAUUCCUCCUCUCGUCAUCAAUCUGGAUGGGAGGGACAUACUGGUGGAUACCAAGAGCAUCGCGUCGGAGCCAUCACUUCAUCGCUUCCACGUCGUCAGAUCGUGCGUGAAGCUGACCGGGCGAUGACUGAGGAGGAGAUGAACAAAGUGGUUCGAGAGGCCUAUGCAGCUGCUGAUGAAGCACGCAGAGAUAGUCGUCACCGUAGUAGCUCAUUGAGCCGUGGCGGAUAUGUUCCAGGAGGUCAAGAAACCUAUUACCGCCAAGAAACCACUCGUCGUCAGCAACAUAACAAUUACGACGACAACUUCAACCGCGGAAUAGCGCAUGCGCGUUACGGUUCGUUGUCGGAUUCGUUGCGACGUGGUGAGCUUCAAUACGUACCAAACGGAGACGUUCGUCAAUCGUUCUACCGUGAGGGAGCGAAUGGAGGCGGUCAGCGAAUGCACAAGAGCUACUCGACUCGUGACGUCUUCACCGGUGACGCUGCUCACGACGAUCGUCGUUCGGUCUCCUCGUUCCGUCGUGGAUCUCAACAACAGGUCUCGCCGUUCGUCGAGUUCCCACCAACUCUUCCAAGACGUGGUGGUGGUGGAGACUACCGUCGUGAGGAGGAUCCAUACUUCCGUCCGGUGAGCAAGUCUCGCAGCUACGCUGAUUGGGAUGAUGCUGGACGUGCCGGUGUGGGACGUGAGGUUCGUCGCUAUGACGAUGAUAUGAGCAGACUUGAGGCCGAGUUCCGUGACUCUCUUUUGAUGCCAAUGCCAGCUGGAAACAUGAACGAGCGUGACCACAGAACCGAGCAACUUCCAGGAGGAUACGAGACAUUCGACAAGAACAGACAUGCCAACAGUGGAAGACGUUCGGGCAGAGAUGGAAAGCCAGUUGAUUUCUCGUAA